This is a messenger RNA of Aspergillus saccharolyticus JOP 1030-1, 2545 nucleotides long. RefSeq names its product vacuolar protein sorting-associated protein 35. The record is from RefSeq and is a predicted model, not a curated record. The transcript is spliced from 4 exons. The annotation marks the transcript as partial. NCBI's taxonomy places the organism in Eukaryota, Fungi, Ascomycota, Eurotiomycetes, Eurotiales, Aspergillaceae. Gene Ontology annotation, biological process: retrograde transport, endosome to Golgi; intracellular protein transport. Gene Ontology annotation, cellular component: late endosome; retromer, cargo-selective complex; retromer complex.
CCAAAGUCCUGAUCGCAUGUUCGCAUUUCUCCUCCCCUCAGUUCGUCUCUCAUUCCCACCGUCUUCGAUUCUCCCAUCUAUGGACUGGGAGCUUUCUGGAAAUCCGUUCUUACCACUCUGCAUCCGAAGAACCCACGAUAUUCGUCAUUGAAACCCUUACUCCGCGCCCCCUCCCCCUUUCCGGCCAGGUGUUUACCGCCCCGACGUUCAAGAGACCAACCCGAAUCUCCCCCUCCCCUCCUGUCCCAUCCACACAACAGCAACCAUGGCUACUCCGGUAGCACCCCCUGAAGAUCAGACUCGUCUCCUCGAGGAGGCACUGGGCGUAGUGCGGCAGCAGUCGCAAAUGAUGCGGAAAUGUCUAGAGACUCCCGGGAAAUUAAUGGAUGCGCUGAAAUGCGGGUCUACAUUAGUCUCCGAGCUCCGCACCCCUAGUCUAGGCCCCAAGCAAUACUACGAGUUGUAUAUGGCGGUCUUCGACGCCCUGCGCCACCUCUCCGUAUACCUGAAAGAGAACCACCCGGUCAACCACUUAGCGGAUCUCUACGAGCUCGUGCAAUAUGCCGGCAACAUCAUCCCGCGACUCUACCUCAUGAUCACCGUAGGGACGGUGUACAUGUCCGUGGAGGAUGCCCCCGUCAAGGAGAUUAUGAAGGACAUGAUGGAGAUGAGCCGAGGCGUACAGCAUCCCAUCCGCGGCUUGUUCCUCCGAUACUACCUGUCCGGCCAGGCGCGGGAUCACCUGCCGACGACCACUGGGGACGGCCCCGAGGGCAAUCUGCAGGACUCGAUCAACUUUGUCCUGACCAACUUCGUGGAGAUGAACAAAUUGUGGGUGCGGUUGCAGCACCAAGGCCCGUCUCGCGAGCGGGAGAAGCGCAUGCAGGAACGGCGCGAGCUGGAAUUGCUGGUUGGGAGCAACGUUGUGCGCCUGAGUCAAUUGGUCGAUCUCGAGGGCUACAAGAAUGGGAUACUGCAGGCGCUGCUGGAACAGGUCGUUCAGUGUCGGGAUGUGUUGGCGCAAGAAUAUCUGCUUGAAGUGAUUACGAAGGUGUUCCCCGACGAGUUUCAUCUGCACACGCUCGACCUCCUGCUUUCGGCGAUUUCACGGCUCAACCCGCAUGUGGACUUGAAGAAGAUUGUGAUAGGUCUGAUGGACCGUCUGUCGAGCUAUGCUGCCCGCGAGCGCGAGGCUUCUGCCGACCCCGAGGCACGGAAGCAGGAGGAAGAGGCCGUUACUAAAUUGCUCGAAAACCUCAAGGUGUCUGAAGAGACGAAGGAGGAAGCUCCUGCGGCAGAGGCAGAGGCAAGUCAGGAGAACGGCGUUGAACAGGCCCAGAAGGAAGACGAACCGACGGAGGAAGGCGAGCAAAAAGCAGCCAAUGGCGACGCCAAAGCACCAGAGGCCAUCCCGGCCGACGUCAAGUUGUAUGCCAUCUUCUACGAUCAAGUGGUCAACUUGAUCAAGAACCGCGGCCUGCCCAUCCAAGACACCAUGGCGCUUCUGCUUUCGCUUGCCAAUCUGGCGCUCAGCACUUACCCCGACCAACUAGAAUACGUUGACCAGGUCCUGGAUUUCGCGACCACAGAGACUGCUGCUUAUACCGAUCACGCCGAUCUGCACUCCGCUCCCACGCAGCAAAACCUCCUGCAACUUCUUACCGCACCCCUCCGCUCUUACGCCUCGAUCUUCACGGCUUUGGCCCUACCUCAUUAUCUCCCCCUUCUAACCACCCAGUCUUACCCCACGCGACGAUCCGUCGCAGGCGAGAUCGCUCGCAGCCUCCUCAAGAACGGAACCCCGAUCACCACUAUAGAAAACCUCGACCGUGUUCUGCAAGCCUUAAGAGUCUUAAUCAAGGAAGGCACUCAGCAGUCCAUGGGAUACCCUGGGUCACAGCGACGAGGAGAGACCGAAGAGACCAUUGAGGAGCAAGGGUGGCUUGCACGGUUGGUCCAUUUGAUCAAAUCGAACGACAACGAUACUCAAUUGAAGCUCCUCCAAGCCACUCGAAAAGCUUACCUCGACGGCAACGAGCGCAUCCGCUAUACCACACCAGCCCUCAUCACUUCUUCGAUACGCCUGGCGCGUAAACUCAAGGCUCGCGAGCACUACGACGACAACUGGCAGUCGCAGUCGUCAGCACUCUACCGGUUCAUGCACCAGUGUGUUAACAAUCUCUACCAGCGCGUGAACCCCGGAUGCGCCGACCUGGCGCUGCGAUUGUUCGUGAUGUGCGGCGAGGUGGCCGACCAGACGGGCUUCGAGGAGUUUAGCUACGAGUUCUUUGCCCAGGCGUUCACCAUCUAUGAAGACUCAAUCAGCGAUUCCCGGGCCCAGUUCCAGGCGGUAUGCAUCAUUGCGGGUGCGUUGCACGGCACGCGGGGAUUCUCGAAAGAGAACUACGAUACCCUCAUCACCAAAGCCGCGCUGCACGGAAGCAAGCUGCUCAAGAAGCCCGAUCAAUGUCGCGCGGUCUAUCUGGCCAGCCACCUCUGGUGGGUAGUGGAGAACCCGCAACGCGGCGAGGAAGACCCGAAGAAU